This is a messenger RNA of Capsella rubella, 1448 nucleotides long. RefSeq names its product branched-chain-amino-acid aminotransferase 2, chloroplastic. The coding region runs from base 160 to 1326 and encodes 388 amino acids. Lineage: Eukaryota; Viridiplantae; Streptophyta; Magnoliopsida; Brassicales; Brassicaceae. The transcript has 10 exons. Gene Ontology annotation, biological process: branched-chain amino acid metabolic process. The record is from RefSeq and is a predicted model, not a curated record. Gene Ontology annotation, molecular function: branched-chain-amino-acid:2-oxoglutarate transaminase activity.
UGUUCUUCGUGUUUUCUUCGGCCACCUUCUUUUUCCUGCUUAAAUCAUUUUCAAGAAAAUUCUCUCUUUGUUUCUUUAUAUAAUUGUUGUGUAAUUUGUUAUAUUAAAUCAAUAGAAUUUUACUUCACAACCAAAACAGAGGGCUCUGUAAUCGUGAAGAUGAUCAAAGCAUUCUCAUCUCUACGCAAAAAUUUGGCUCUACCUCUUCAUUUACAUAUUCGUACGCUACAGACUUUCGCCAAGUACAACGCACAAGCUGCCACGGCCUUGAGAGAAGAGCGUAAGAAACCUAUUUAUCAAAAUGGGGAUGAUGAGUAUGCGGAUUUGGAUUGGGAUAAUCUGGGGUUUGGUCUAACUCCAGCUGAUUACAUGUAUGUCAUGAAAUGCUCAAAAGACGGUGCAUUUACUGAAGGAGAAGUUAGUCCCUAUGGAAAUAUUCAGCUAAGUCCUUCUGCUGGAGUCUUAAACUAUGGACAGGCGAUAUAUGAAGGUACAAAAGCAUACAGGAAAGAAGAUGGGAAGCUUCUUCUUUUUCGCCCGGAUCAAAACGCUAUCCGAAUGAAGCUUGGUGCUGAACGAAUGCUCAUGCCUUCUCCUUCAGUUGAUCAGUUUGUUAAUGCGGUUAAACAAAUCGCUCUCGCCAAUAAACGUUGGGUUCCUCCUACAGGGAAAGGGACUUUGUACAUUAGGCCUCUGUUGAUGGGAAGUGGUCCUAUUCUUGGUUUAGGCCCUGCACCUGAAUAUACAUUCAUUGUCUAUGCAUCUCCAGUUGGUAACUACUUCAAGGAAGGGGUGGCUGCUCUUAACCUCUAUGUUGAGGAAGAGUAUGUCCGUGCAGCUCCUGGUGGAGCUGGAGGGGUCAAGAGCAUCACAAAUUAUGCCCCAGUUUUGAAAGCACUGAGCAGAGCCAAGAGCCUCGGGUUUUCAGACGUUCUUUAUCUUGAUUCUGUCAAGAAGCAGUAUCUAGAGGAGGCUUCUUCUUGCAAUGUCUUUGUUGUGAAGGGUCGAACAAUCUCAACUCCUGAAACUAAUGGAACAAUUCUUGAGGGUAUUACGCGGAAAAGUAUAAUGGAGAUCGCAAGUGAUCAAGGUUAUAAGGUAGUAGAGAGGGCAGUUCAUGUGGAUGAAGUAAUGGAUGCAGAUGAAGUCUUUUGCACCGGAACUGCAGUAGUAGUUGCUCCUGUAGGCACUAUAACAUAUCAGAACAAAAGGGUAGAAUAUAAAACCGGGGAUGAAUCUGUCUGCCUGAAACUGCGUUCCAUCCUUGUCUCUAUCCAAACAGGAUUGAUAGAAGACAACAAGGGAUGGGUCAUGAAUAUCAACUGAGAAACCAAUAUUCAAGGAGAUUACUUUGCAUUUUAAGCUGUGUAUACACAAAAAUGAAAACACUUUUAUGUACAUUUAUAUACGAGACAGAAACAGGCUCUUUUGCCCUUUCUAUUUAGUAA